Molecule: messenger RNA, 1057 nt
Organism: Aplysia californica (California sea hare)
Lineage: Eukaryota; Metazoa; Mollusca; Gastropoda; Aplysiida; Aplysiidae
Product: fructose-bisphosphate aldolase
Biological process (GO): fructose 1,6-bisphosphate metabolic process; glycolytic process
Cellular component (GO): cytosol
Molecular function (GO): fructose-bisphosphate aldolase activity
Source: RefSeq, a predicted model, not a curated record
AGGACAACAGGAGAAAAUAUCGUGAGCUUCUGUUUUCCACGGACGAUUCCUUGAGCCAAAAUAUCUCCGGUGUCAUACUUUUCGACGAGACAACGAAACAAAAAGAUAAGAAUGGCACCCCUUUUCUCCAGAUUUUGGAGCAAAAAGGCAUCAUUCCUGGAAUUAAGGUGGACAAAGGCGUGGUGCCUCUGGCGGGAACCAUCAACGAGUGUACCACGACGGGGUUGGACGGCCUCAAGGAGAGAUGCGACGAGUACAAACGGAUGGGCUGCCAUUUUGCCAAAUGGAGAUGUGUUCUGAAGAUAACGCAGUACACGCCUUCCUAUCUGGCCAUGCUGGAGAACGCUAAUGUGCUGGCCAGGUACGCGUCUAUUUGCCAGCAGGCUGGUCUGGUCCCCAUUGUAGAACCGGAAGUUUUGCCUGAUGGCACACAUGACUUGGGCAUGUCGCAGAGGGUAACGGAGGAAGUCCUAGCGUUCGUCUACAAAGCUCUGGCCGAUCACCACGUGUACCUAGAGGGAACCCUCCUCAAACCGAACAUGGUCACUGCAGGACAGGGCUAUACAGGAGCCAAACCAUCUGUCCUCUGCGGCGGCCAUGGGCCCUAACCUUCUCUUACGGCCGAGCGCUGCAAGCUUCCGUCCUACUGGCCUGGGGAGGCAAGGACGAGAGCAUCAAAGCAGCCCAGGAACAGCUUCUCAAAAGGGCAAAGGCAAACGGUCUGGCGUCAGUCGGCGAGUACACCGGAGGAAUGGCCGGAGUGGCUGGGGAAACGUCUCUGUUUGUUGCCAACCAUGCCUACUGAGCUACAACAGAAUAACAUUGCAUCUUGUGACUUCUUGCAUCCCUUUUGGAACUCUUACAAAUCUCCCACUCGAUAUCUUGGAAAUAUUAAACAGAGUCUACAGACUACACCUCUGUUAACUAAACGAUGUCUUCAGACUCCAAAAUAUUACUUGGCGAGCCUUUAAACAUGUUGAUAUACUUGCCGAAUACAACGACUGAUUAGCUCGCGCUGUAUCUUUAAGUGGUUCUUCAAUAAAAAUGCAGAAAGGGA